Molecule: messenger RNA, 4008 nt
Organism: Canis lupus familiaris (dog)
Lineage: Eukaryota; Metazoa; Chordata; Mammalia; Carnivora; Canidae
Gene: CCDC174
Product: coiled-coil domain containing 174
Exons: 11
Coding region: 111-1508 (465 amino acids)
Cellular component (GO): nucleus
Source: RefSeq, a predicted model, not a curated record
CUCUCGUCGCUGUUCUAACAGGCACUUCCGGUGGUGCCGAUCGCGGGCGUUUGCGGCCCGCGGGAGGCCGUUCCGGGUCGCGCUUUGCGCUCGGACGCUCGGGCGCCACGAUGGACCGGAGGAAAAAGCCCUUGGAUGUUACGGCCUCCUCGUUGGUAGAUCUUAAAGCCGAACUCUUCCGAAAACAAGAAGAAUUCAAACAAGAAAAGCUUCUGAAAGACUCUGGAGUUUUGGGAAAACCAAAAACAACUAUUAAGAAACCAAGUAUCUGGAGCAAACAGAAUGCAGGAGUUUCAAAUCGAGCUGAGAAGGAUGCAGAACAGAAGAUUGAGGAACAGAAGACUUUAGACAAAGCAAGGGAGAAAUUGGAAGAAAAAGCCAAAUUAUAUGAAAAAAUGACUAAAGGAGACUUUAUAGAUGAAGAAGUGGAAGAUAUGUACCUUGUGGAUUUCACACAGAAGAUCAUAGACAAACAUAAAGAAAUGGAGGUGUUUGGUGCCAAUAGAGAUUCUAGAAAGGCAGGAGAAAGAGACGAUGAUGAAGAAAAUCUUUCUGAAAAAGAUAUACCUCCUCCCCAGGACCCCAGUGAAGAAUGGGUGGAUUAUGUGGAUUCCUUAGGGCGAUCUCGGCGCUGUAUGAAAAAGGAUUUGCCAGAUUUGCUGGAGAUGGACAAAAAUCUUCAAGGGAGGCUUUUUGUUAGUCCUGCUAAUGAGAAAACCUUAUUAUCUGAAGAUAUGAGAAAAGAACUUCAGCGCCAGCAGUGGGAGGAAGAAGAAAGAGAGGCCUUGAAAAGGCCGAUGGGGCCCAUACAUUAUGAAGACAUUCGUGAAAAUGAGGCCCGGCAACUUGGUGUUGGAUAUUUUGCCUUUGCCCGAGAUAAGGAGUUGAGAAACAAGCAGAUGAAAACGUUAGAGAUGCUGCGUGAACAGACAACAGAUCAGAGAACAAAACGAGAGAACAUAAAGGAAAAGCGAAAGGCUAUGUUAGAAGCAAGACUUGCUAAACUCCGACAAAAAAAGAUGAAAAAGUCAAAAGAAGAUGGAGCAGAGGAAGAAAAUAAAGAUGUUAUUGGAUCUUUGCCACCAGAACCAGAGGCUGUGCCAGCUCCACGUACUGCUGCCCAGAGUAGCAAAGUAGAAGUCAUUGUUCAGGAGAGGAAGGAUACCAGGCCCGGAGUGCCCCAUGUCCGAGAGUGGGACAGAGGAAAAGAUUUUUCCUUUGGGUUCUGGUCAAAGAGGCAGUCAGAUCUCCGGGCCGAGAGAGAUCCUGAGUUUGCCCCACCAUCAGAUUACUUUGUGGGUCAAAAGAGAACUGGUUCCCUUGGUAGCCAGCCAUGGAGCAGACCUGCACCAGCACAGAGUGAGCCAGGACAGUGCUCUGGCCAGAACCAUGGCCCCAGCUCUUCGCAGACACCUUCAACUCCUGCCCCCAGCAGCCCACCACAAGCCCCUACAGUUACUUUUGAAACUCUGGAUGAUAUGAUAUCAUAUUAUAAACAAGUGACAUGAACUUCAAAAGCAUUCUGACUUGGGUCUACACUGUUGAUGGUGCCUUCCCCUUCCACAUUGAGGAAAAUACAACUUUAGAGACUGAAUUAUACCUUUCUCCUCCUGUUCUUUCCCUAGAAGAUACAGACUUCAUGUUGGAUUUGUCAUCAAGGAAGAAAGUGAAUGGUACCGUGGGAAUUCUGUAGCCACUUGACUGUUCAUUUCUUUCUAAUUGAUAGGAAGACCUAUCUGUCUGGAUUUAUGUGUGAGCUGUCAUAUAUGACCCUGCUGAGGAGCUUGUAACUGUGUUUCGCACCCACUCCCUUGGGUUCUUUAAAGGUUCCUUUCCUUUCCUUUUGCAAAUACUAACAUGCAGCUCUCUUUGUUCUAAGGAUUCAGUUUCCAUAUAAGUUGAUGGAGUAUCUGUCAGGAAGCAUGUAUGCCUGUCAGAAUGGCAAAUGAGGGGACACUAUGUGGACCAGGGUGAUCUAGUCUCCAAGAGGACCCUGAAGCUGGUAGACUAUUAAGCAAUAAUACUUAAAAUGAUGAGAAAGAUAAGGGAGGAGAACUUCAUAAUCCAGAAAGGUAGAAGAUGAAGUGACUUCUCUUGUCAUCCCAUCUUAAAUGGUGAUUGUCACCACACAUGCUUAGUGGGCAAUUCACUAAGUGUGUAGAGUGCCCAGGGCCCAUGUGGAGGCUGUCGGGCCUAGUCAGAGAGGGAGACAUGCCUUAGCUUAAGGGUGAGUUUUUCAGCUGGGCCUGCCUCUCUGCUGCACCCACUGUAGGCCCUCAUUACUCUCAGAAGCCAUGUCACCUCAGAAGUCUAACUGAAAUAGAUCUGGGCUGGAGUGAGGCAGGGAGAUCCCUUCAUCUUUACUAACAAAUGAGUUAGUGAGCAGAGCUCCAGAAGCAUUUCCUAUGCCUGAAAACAUCCCAUCAUCUGCUUGCUGCACCUAUGACUUCACAGGUCCAGAUAAGCAGGGGGAAUUGGCCCAUAGGGUUCCUAUGGCUGCCUCCCAGGCCAGUGAAUCCUGUAGGAACAUGCUAGAGCAGAUCUUCCAAGUUCCAGAAGGAGCCUGCCCUCCUGUGGGCUCUGAUCCACAUGGUCUCAGUGGUACUGAUGGGGGUGCCCUUAUAGAUUGCAAACUGGAGCCUAGUGAGGGUACUUGUCCAAGAUCAUGUGGCAUCCAAGCAGCAGUCUGGGAAUUAAAUGUAGUUUCUUUAGGCUCAUGUUUGCUCCAAAUUUGAUUUUUCCAGUGUCCUCUGCUCUCAGUCUUGUCAUUCCAGUAUCAAGUAGUACUGGAUGAAAAUCCCAAAUUCUUGCAUACUUAAUCUCUUAACUCUACGUCAAAGGCAAAGUUGCCUGUCUUAAGGGUCAUUCUGUCAGCCUGAUCAGGCAAAUACCUCUUUUUAAAAAUAUAAUCAACUGACUCAGCCACCUUUUUUGCAGAAAUUUAGGAUAAGUUGAUACUAAAAUUCAUAUGGAAUUGAAGAUACCCAGGAUAUUCAAAACAGUCUUGAAAAGGAACAGAGUUGGAGGACUCCUUCCUGAUUUCAAGACUUACUACAAAGCUAUAGGCAUCAAAGCAGUGUUGUACUGACAUAGGAUAAGCACCUAGAGCCAUGGACUAACUUUGAGAGUCCAAAAAGAAAUCCAUAUUUCUGUGGUCAGUGGAUAUUUGACAGUGGUGCCAAGGCCAUCCAAUAGGGAAAGAAUAAUUUCUUCAACAGAUCAUUUGGGGACAGCUGACUGUCCACAUGCAAAAGAAUGAAUUUGGACCCAUAACUCGGGCUAUAAACAAAGCCAACUCAAUGUCAAAAUGGAUCGAAGACCUAAACAUAGGAACUAAAGCUACAAAACCAACUGAACAGUUGUAGAAUAAAGGUAAAGGAGACAGAAAAAAAAAUUGGAAUACUAGAAAGAAAAAAUAGGAUAUUAGUUAUACCAGAAUCAUAAGAAAAAGAUGGAAGAGAAGGAAGAAAACAGACAAAUGAGAAAGAUGGAAAGAGGGUAUGUUUAUGAGGUAGGGCAGAAGGAUUUGAGAGUCUAUUUGUGGAGAAGGGAUGGGAAGGCUAGUCUAAGGCAGCAGUAAGCCCAGGCCUGUAGGACCCAGUGGUCACUGGUUAUGAGAGGGACCCCCAAAUAACCUUUUGUUGUUGGCCAGGGUGGCCCAACUUAGGAUGACGAAACAGUCUGCAUAUCUGCUCAUGGUCACUGUCAAGUCUUAGUAAGUCAGAUUUUCUCUAGGAUUUCAAGACUAUAAACAUUUCUCGUCCUCUCUUAGCAUACAGGUAGUCUAGUGUUUUGUGAGCCCAGUUACAUCCUCUUGCCUUUCAGACCCAGAGUUCAAGUGUUAAACCAUUCCGGUUUCACCAUUUCUUGCGGGCCUGUUUCAUAUGUGUGUAACCAGCAGAUGGCGUGAACAUUCUCAAGACUUUUGAAACAGCACUAUCCCAUUGAAAUAGGACAUAAGCCCUCAUUUUCGGUUUUCUGGGAACCAUAUUAAAAAAGUGAAAUUAA